AUGGGGACAACUGAGGGGACAACUGUGUUGACAACUGUGGGGACAACUGUGGGUCAGCUGGAGGAGACGCUCAGCACACAGAUGAAGAAUCUGUUUGAGACUGAGCUGAAGAGGGUCCAGCAGUAUGCAGUGGAUGUGACUCUUGAUCCUGAUACAGCAUAUCCUCAUCUCAUCCUGUCUGAUGAUGGGAAACAAGUAUAUCAUGGUGAUGUGAGGAAGAAUCUCACAGACAACCCAGAGAGAUUUACACGUUAUGCAUUUGUUUUAGGAAAGCAGAGUUUGUCUUCAGGCAGAUUUUACUUUGAGGUUCAGGUUAAAGAGAAGACGAAAUGGGAUUUAGGAGUGGCCAGAGAGUCGAUCAACAGGAAGGGAGAAACCUUUCUCAGCCCUAAGUAUGGUUUCUGGACUAUAUGGUUGAGAAAUGGAAAUGAGUAUGAAGCUCUUGAUGACCCUUCAGUCGAUCUCUCUCUGAAGUCUCCUCCUCAGAAGGUGGGGGUGUUUGUGGAUUAUGAGGAGGGUCUGGUCUCCUUUUAUGAUGUAGAUGCUGCAGCUCUUAUCUACUCCUUUACUGGCUGCUCCUUCACUGAGAAACUCUACCCAUACUUUGGUCCCUGUAAUAAUGAUGGUGGUAAAAACUCUGCUCCUCUGAUCAUCUCUCCUGUCAAUCAAACUGUCUGAUCUAGUUUCUAUGAUCAG
Messenger RNA from Scomber japonicus (chub mackerel), 696 nucleotides. Its product is annotated as E3 ubiquitin-protein ligase TRIM21-like. Gene Ontology annotation, molecular function: protein binding. Lineage: Eukaryota; Metazoa; Chordata; Actinopteri; Scombriformes; Scombridae. The coding region runs from base 1 to 678 and encodes 225 amino acids. The record is from RefSeq and is a predicted model, not a curated record. The transcript has a single exon.